Molecule: messenger RNA, 318 nt
Organism: Histoplasma capsulatum G186AR
Lineage: Eukaryota; Fungi; Ascomycota; Eurotiomycetes; Onygenales; Ajellomycetaceae
Exons: 2
Coding region: 1-318 (105 amino acids)
Source: RefSeq, a predicted model, not a curated record
AUGUCCUGUAUCCUGUGUCCUGUGUCCCGUGUGUCCCUUGUCCUGUCCUGUCCUGUCCUGUCCUGUCUUCCCUGUCCUGUCUUCCCUGUAUCGAACCCCCCCGUACCCUGUAUCCCGCCUGCGCGGCAACCGACCUGGACGCGUGUCGCCGCCGCCGAUCAUCGCCCGUCGUGGCCAGUUGGGGCCCAGCGGUAUAACCUGCCAUCGCCAUCGCCAUCGCCAUCGUCAUCCGUUCAGGGGGUUGGGGUAGGGGUUGGGGUUGGGGUCCACCACAGCAGUGUGGGCCCACUUGUUGCUGGUACCGAUUGUAUUACGUAG